CAAUUUUACAACUAUGAAUGAUUUUACCAUAUAAUCACGCCUGAGUGGUGGUAAUGCUUUUUGCAUUAAUGAUGAUGAUGUUUUUGUAGCGUGUUCACCAUCUUAGUCCAGCUAGUUAGCAUGCUAGCAUUUGCUAGUGACCACAAAACUUCAUUAGCACAGAUGACGAUGCUGAAAAUUUUAUUAGCAGUUAUUUAAAAAUGAUCCAAAGCAUUGUUCAAAUCCAAAUGUAAACAGAUGCUACUAAAUGAAAAGCUACAUGAUCAUCAAAUGAAUAUGGUGCAUCCACAAAUGUCUGUAGGCUAUGUGCGCCGCAGUCCAUCCUAUAGCAGCUUAGCAUAGCCACAAAGUCCUUGGCAAAGGACAUGUUCACAUGUAAGCUGCUCAGCCUAAACCAGAACUUGGGUUUCACUUUCUCAUGCAGGCGAACCCGAAAUGAAACAGCUCUUGGACCGCUGAAUAACCCACAACCCAUCCACCUCGCUGAACAAAGAGCGAGGGACUAUAAUCCCCUAUAAAGGGAAGCUCUUUAGAGGAACCUUUCCGUGAAGCUUGUUUACUCUAUUAUGUAAUCACACAAGAUCAGUCAACCGUUAUCAAACACACAUUAUAAAAGAUGGAACAUUCAGAUGCGUGUGAUUAGUUAAAAAAGAGGAAGUGAUGCUGCCUAACUAUACACACGUGGGCUUAACCGGCCACCUGUUACUUUCAUCCCAUCACCUUAGAGCUGAGCACCAACGUUGAGCUUCUUUUACUACGCCAUCAAACACUCGUAGGAGGACCUCGCUCGACACUCUCAGGGACGAUGUUCUUCCAACUGAUGUGUGUGGCACUGCUGGCAACGUGGUGUUGCCUCUCAAUAACAACGGCCAUUGUGUCUUACCCCAAAACUCUGCCAUGUGACGUUGUCGAGGGCCACAAUGGCAGCACGGUGACGGUCGACUGCACCGAGCGGAGCCUCAGAGGAAUCCCCCGAGGCAUCCCGAGAGACACGACCAAUCUGACGCUCACCAUCAAUCACAUUCCUAAGUUAAACUCCACCUCCUUUAGUGCUCUGGAGAACCUGAAAGAAAUCGACAUGAGGUGCAACUGUGUGCCCAUUAAAAUCGGGCCCAAGGAUCGCAUGUGCACUCAGAGUGUGAUUAUAGAGGAAAACACCUUUGCCAGUUUGAAGGAGCUGCGAGCGCUUUACCUAGAUGGCAAUCAGCUCUACACCAUACCUAAGGGCCUCCCCCAAAGCCUGAUCCUGCUCAGUUUGGAAGUGAAUCACAUUUAUAAUAUUUCUAAAGUCAACCUCUCCGAGAUUAGAAAUAUUCAGAUGCUGUACCUGAGUCAAAACUGUUAUUACCGUAACCCAUGCAAUGCCUCAUAUGCUAUAGAGGAUGGUGCAUUUUUACAGCUAAACAAUUUAACAUUGCUGUGUCUUAAGUCAAAUAACUUAUCCUUCAUUCCACAUCAACUACCACCAAGUCUGAAGGAGUUGUACCUCUACAACAACAACAUCCAAGUCGUCACGGGUGACGAUUUCAAAAACCUCACUGAGCUUCAGAUUCUGGACAUAAGCGGAAACUGUCCACGAUGUUACAACGCUCCUUUCCCAUGUAUCCCGUGCCCAAAUAAUUCCCCGCUAAAUAUCAGCAAGGCGGCUUUUAAAAUGUUGACGAAGCUAACGACGCUGCGCCUGCACAGCAACUCGCUGACAUGUGUGCAGUCCGAGUGGUUCGCCAGCACACCAGAGCUGCGAGAGCUGGAUCUCUCUUCGAAUUUUUUAGCGAGAGCGAUAGGAUUCACAGACUUCCCACGAUAUCUUGGGAAACUGGAGGAAUUGGACCUUUCGUUUAAUUACGAGCUUCAGAGGUACCCUGAAACACUGAGGCUGAGCUGCAGUUUCUCCUACCUGGAAUCCCUGCGGAUUCUCAGGCUGAAGGGCUUCGUGUUUCAGCAGCUGCAGUCGGAGAGCAUCGCCCCGUUGAAACAUCUCCCGAACUUAGAGGUCGUAGACCUUGGAACAAAUUUUAUUAAAAUGACAAAUUUAAGUAUUCUGAUGGAACUAAAAAGCUUUAAAAUAAUCAGUCUGUCCGACAACAAGAUUUCAUCCCCCUCCGACGGCCUGGAUGGUGUGGGUUUUUCGGGUGGAGAGCCCUUGUACUGGUCGCCCAUGUCGGCCUCAGCUCAGUACCAAAGUAAGGAAGUGAGAGAGAUGCACUACUUCAGAUACGAUGAAUACGCCCGCAGCUGCAAAUACAAAGAUAAAGAACUCGGAAAAAUCACAUUCUUUGUCAACAAGAAUUGCAGUCAGUUCGGCAAAACCCUGGAUGUGAGCAGAAACAACAUAUUCUUCUUGCAUUCCAGAUUUUUAAAUUUCGGAGAGCUGCGAUGCCUCAAUCUGUCUGGUAAUGCAAUGAGCCAAAGUCUGAACGGCUCUGAGUUUACAUAUCUGACUAAUUUACAAUACCUAGAUUUCUCCUACAAUCGCUUGGAUCUGCUGUACUCCACUGCCUUUCAAGAGCUGAAAAAUCUGGUCAUCUUGGAUAUAAGUUACAAUAACCAUUACUUUGAGUCAGAGGGCUUGACACAUAUGCUCAAUUUUACUAGGAAUUUGAAAAAACUCAAGGUAUUGCUAAUGAACAACAACAAGAUCUCCACUUCCACCAACACGGAGCUGGAAAGUCAAUCUCUGGAGAGGUUAGAGUUCAGAAAUAACCGGUUAGAUAUGUUGUGGAGGGACGGGGACACCAGAUAUGUCAAUUACUUCAAAAACUUACUCAAUCUUACUGUCCUCGACAUCUCUCAAAACAACCUCAAUUUCAUUCCACCCGAGGUGUUCAGCGGUUUGCCAGACAAGCUAUCUGAGCUCUACCUCAAAAACAACCAAUUAAAAGAUGAAUCCUUUAAUUGGGAGAAACUGCAGCUUCUGCAGUCUUUGCAAGUCUUAGAUCUCAGUGGAAACAGUUUGACUUCUGUCCCCCCCAUGCUGUCAAUCUGUUCCAAAUCCCUAAAGAAGCUCCUUUUACAUAAAAACCAAAUUCUAAAACUCACGCCAGAUUUCCUCAAGGAUGCCCACAAGUUAGAAUACCUGGAUCUUAGUUACAACCACAUCCAGCACAUUGAGAAAUCCAGCUUUCCAGAUGACGUCGUUGACAAGAUGCAAAAGCUGCUUCUGCACAACAACAGAUUCCUGUGCACUUGCAACGCCACUUGGUUCAUCACGUGGCUCAACAGGACCACAGUGACCAUCCCCAGACUGGCCACGGAUGUUACAUGCGCUAGCCCGGGGGCUCAGAGGGGUCAAUCUGUGAUCUCAGUUGACCUGCUGGCCUGCCAGCACAGCUACCUGUCAAUCACCCUCUACACCCUGAUGACUUCCCUGGUCCUCAGCUUCCUCACACUGUCAAUCUCCAGCCACCUCUUCCUGUGGGACGUCUGGUACAUCUACCACUUCUGCAGGGCAAAGUUCAAAGGUUACAGACGCCUGCGCUCCCAAAGCUCCGCUUAUGAUGCCUUUGUGAUGUACGACAAAGAGGACUCGGCGGUGACAGAGUGGGUGAUGAAGGAAAUGUGCGCUCAUCUGGAGGAGCGCGGGGACCGCCGCCUGACGCUGUGUCUGGAGGAACGGGACUGGAUCCCGGGCUGCCCCCUGAUCGACAACCUCUCCCAGAGCAUCCACAACAGCAAGAGGACCGUGUUCAUUCUCACCAGCAGCUACCUCAAAAGCGGCAACUUCAAGACAGCUUUUUACAUGGCCAACCAAAGGCUGAUGGACGAAAAAAAUGACGUUAUUGUGCUGAUCUUCUUGGAGAAAGUGGCCUGCAAUUCAAAGUACCUGAGAUUGAGGAAGAGACUGUUUAAGCGGUCGGUGCUGGAGUGGCCAACAAACCCUCAGGCCCAGCUGUACUUCUGGUUUAGCUUGAGAAGUGUUUUAGCAACUGAAAGUCACAAGCAGUACAACAAUCUAUUUAAAGAGACGCUGUGAAGGAAAAAAGCAAUACACUGAAAUACUUGGUUCCUCCUUUAAUUUAGGAUUGUUCUGAAUAUACUUCUGUAAAUGAACAACCUAAUCUUUGUCCCCCAUCCCACCAGGAGUCCCCUCUGAGUCAUAUCUCAAAAGUGCUUUUUUCUGAGUGCAAUUUUUUUAAUCGAUUUGUUUUCUAAUGACUUCACGUCAUUGCUUUUUAUUAUUAUGCGUGCUUUUGAAAUAAUAAUUCAAAAUACAAGUGUACUGCAAUGUAUGUCCCAUCAUAGAGACUCUAGGCCAUCUACACAGAAAACAAUAGCUUUCAAUUUGAGACGACAACAACAGCGCUAACACAUGAAAAGGGGAACUGGAGGAGAUUCACUUCUUCAAUUCACAUUUCAUCAUUUUGCAGAGAAGCACAUUGUGAGGGCCAGCCAGUUUGUUCCCCUUGACUUCAGCAACAAGGUUUACUUGUAUUUUAAAGGCUUUACAAUUCCUAGAACCUAGUCUGAGGAGGAUAUCUUUACCUGCGGUAACUUCACGACACACAAGACGGACAUUUUUUUACAGUUCAUUUGCAAUUUUACAAGAAAGAUUGCACAGUGCCACGUCGCUUUUUUUAAGGGUUUUUCAAGUUUUUCAUAAGAAAUCUGAACAGUACAGGCACAAUGGUGAGUUUUAUUUGUACGUUUCUCUGGACUUCAUUUGUAAUAUUGGCCCAUUUUAUAGCAUGUAUCUACUAAAAGUAUACCAAAUGUUCUGCUCAGACGUCAUCACGGUGCGUUAUAGAUUUUCUGGUUACCCUGAUGUGCGUUUUCAUUGAAUGUGUAAUGUAAUUCGUAGUGAUUUUGUGUUUUUGUCAUUACUUUAUGGCACUAGAUCAUACUUUAAGCAGCUGUGUAUGCUUUGACACAUUAAAAACUGUUCAAUGGCAUUUUUUCUACUGGUGUGUUACAUUAAAAUUUACUCACAACUUUGUGGAAAACAAACUA
Molecule: messenger RNA, 4947 nt
Organism: Gasterosteus aculeatus aculeatus (three-spined stickleback)
Lineage: Eukaryota; Metazoa; Chordata; Actinopteri; Perciformes; Gasterosteidae
Product: toll-like receptor 7
Biological process (GO): defense response to virus; canonical NF-kappaB signal transduction; toll-like receptor signaling pathway
Cellular component (GO): plasma membrane
Molecular function (GO): pattern recognition receptor activity; protein binding
Source: RefSeq, a predicted model, not a curated record